Menidia menidia (Atlantic silverside) is the source of this 282-nucleotide messenger RNA. NCBI's taxonomy places the organism in Eukaryota, Metazoa, Chordata, Actinopteri, Atheriniformes, Atherinopsidae. The record is from the annotation of a GenBank genome assembly.
CGCUGGACGUGGUGCAGUACCCAGCCGGAGCCACCGGGGGUGGACGGCGGGUUCGAGUUCUCGGUGAUGACCUACAACAUCCUGUCCCAGGAGCUGCUGCGGGACAACGCCUACCUGUACCGCCACUGCCACCCGGCCCACCUGCCCUGGGAGUACCGGCUGCCCAACCUGCUCACCGAGAUCCAGCAGCACGCCGCCGACGAGGUGCAGCAGGACCACUAUGAAGCCCAGAUCAAACCGGCUCUCCAGGCACUAGGUACCGAGUCCGGCCUCUGGGUCUGA